Messenger RNA from Spirodela intermedia, 2371 nucleotides. The record is from the annotation of a GenBank genome assembly. NCBI's taxonomy places the organism in Eukaryota, Viridiplantae, Streptophyta, Magnoliopsida, Alismatales, Araceae.
AUGAAGGUCGACAGUGUCGUUCGUCUUGUUCGCUCUGCAUUCACUUGGCUUGUUUUGAUUUUUAUUAAGCUUCUUAAUUCUUUGAAGCUAGGGGCUAUUUCCAUCUGACAGAGAUUUUGUGAGGUUUAUUAGCUCCAUAUGAUUUAGAAUUUGAUCAUGAUGUGGCUUUCUAUUGGCACAUUCACGUUUGUCUCUUACGGGGGACUACUUCCAUCAAGAUCAACCAUGGUAGGAAUGCAGCAUUUAGCGCCUCGUGGAUAGACUAGUUCCGGUCUCGUACUGUUGCAAACUGACAGAUCCAAUAGUCUAUCUAUAUUUUAUGUUCCUUGCAUGGUUUCUUUCUCAUGUUUUUUUCUGAAUUAUAUUUUGCCUUCCAUCUGUUUGUCGAUUCUGUUCUUGAUGUUAUAUGCAUGUUUCCAUUUAUUGCUUGCCAAAAUACUUUUAUUCAUUAUCUUUUUUGUUUAAUCAUUGAUGCAAUUCACAUUGCCUUUGCUCCCCUCUUGGUAUCUUAAACGGAAAAAGUCCAACAUCAAUGAUGAACUUUUCCUUUCUGUACUAUCUCUUCCUCCCUCCCUCACCUAUGCUGAAUUGUUCACAUAACCUGUGCUCCUACUGUUAGCUGGAUGCAGAUAGCAGGGGACCUGAAGAUCUCACAGAGUCAAUGGAGCAGAUGGGCAUCUCAGAAUCAUCAUCAUCAUCAUCAGGAUCUUCAUCCAUCAAUUUCAAGAAGAAACCGGUGAUCAUUAUCGUCGUGGGAAUGGCAGGCACGUUCUACGUUUUUUCCCCAUUUAUGGGCUUGAAUUAGAUUCGUCCCUCAUCAAAAUGGAGAGAGAAUGGGUGCGAGAGAGGGAGAGAGAUAGUCGUCUGGAAGCCUCAUCGUUCUUUCUCCUCCUCCAGGGAGCGGGAAGACGACCCUGCUUCAUCGUCUGGUUUGCCACACACAGUCUUCAAACAUUCGAGGGUAUGUCCUCAACCUCGAUCCGGCGGUGAUGACGCUCCCCUUUGGCACCAACAUAGACAUAAGGGACACUGUCCGCUACAAGGACGUGAUGAAGGAGUUCAAGCUUGGCCCCAACGGCGGCAUUCUCACCUCUCUGAAUUUAUUUUCCACAAAAUUUGACGAGGUACAAUCCCUGAAAUUAUUUUUUUUCUGCAAGCCUUGUACCAAUGUUUUGUCCCCUCAUGAUCCCAAACUUCCUCUUUUUUCUAACCAGUGGCUGAUCUCUGAAUUUAUUUUUUUCCGCAAGGUUUUUACAAUGUUUUGUCCCCUCGUGAUCCCAAAUUUCCUCUUUUUCUAACCAAUGUCUGGAUUCAUCUUUUUUGUACAAAGUUUUGUAUUGUCCCAUGUUUCCUUCUUUUGCAUGGUAGAUCUGGAAAUCGUUGUUGACCUACCUACCUGGGUUUCUAGGUCAUAUCGGUGAUCGAGAGGAGGGCGGACCAGCUCGACUAUGUCCUGGUCGACACACCUGGUCAGAUCGAGAUCUUCACGUGGUCGGCAUCAGGGGCGAUAAUCACUGAGGCCUUUGCCUCCACCUUCCCCACAGUCAUCGCCUAUGUGGUCGACACGCCCCGCUCUGCCAACCCCGUCACCUUCAUGAGCAACAUGCUCUACGCCUGCAGCAUCCUCUACAAGACCCGACUCCCCCUCCUCAUUGUCUUCAACAAGGUCGACGUCGCCCGCCAUGAAUUUGCCCUCGAGGUUGGCUCUCUCUCUCUCUCUCCCUCUCUCUCUCUAAUUCUCUGUAUCUCUAUCACUAUCUUUGCUAUUGUUCUUACGAAGAAGGAUUUGAAUGGGGGUAGUGGAUGGAGGAUUUCGAGGCGUUCCAGGCGGCGGUAGAGAUUGAUACAUCCUACACAGCGAGCCUGACAAGGAGCCUCUCACUAGUCCUCGACGAGUUCUACAAGAACAUCCGAUCGGUUGGGGUGUCGGCCGUCUCAGGAGCAGGUGUGCAGGAGUUCUUCGAAGCUGUGGAGACGAGCGCACAAGAAUUCAUGGAGGGUUACAAGUACGUGGAGAGUUUGCUUUUUUGUAUGCGUCUUGAGGUUUCGAUUCAUGGAGAGUUGACUUUUUGUGCUUCUAUUCACGAUGCGUUGACUUUUUUGCAGGGUUGACCUCGACAGGAGGCGGGCGGAGAAGGAGAGGAUGGAGCAGGGGCGGCGGCGGGAGAGCAUGGAGAAGCUGCGAAGUGAUAUGGAGAAAUCAAAGGGGGGGACCGUCGUGCUGAGCACCGGGCUGAAGGGUGCGGACCCCACCAGAGAGGAGGAAGAGGAGGUGGAAGAGAUGGAGGAGGUCAGGUUCUCAGAGGGAGAAGAAGAGGGAGAUGAGGACGCGGACGGAGAGGAUGAAGAGGUCUCCCAUUUUGUUUUCUGA